CUUUCAAAUUAUCUUUAAUUCGGUGUUUGAAAAUAAUUUUUUCAUUGCGUGGGAUUCAUCCAACUGCAAUGUAAUGGCGAUGAAUCCCGAAAUAAAUCGAAAAUAACCGAAUAUGGUAGUUCUUGAUAUAUACAAGUAAAACCAGUGCUGUGUUGGUGCCGUCAAAUGCCAUAAAAAAUGUGUAUUUAAGUAAAUCUGUGAUUUAUUAUUCUUAAGAAGAAAGAAGUUAAACAAUACAAUUUUUUAAAAAAAAUGGCUGAUCCUGAAUUAGAAAUGCUUCGGCAACAGCGUAUGGCUGAAUUGCAAUCUCAGUUUAAGGGAGGCAAUGAUGCUAAUCAAAAAGCUGCAGAAGAGAGGAGACAGCAAAUGGAAGAUAUGAAACAUUCAAUAUUAACACAAGUACUGGAUCAAUCAGCUCGAGCAAGAUUAAACACUUUGUCUCUCGGAAAACCAGAAAAAGCUAGAAUGGUUGAAGAAAUGCUUGUAAGCAUGGCUCAAAGGGGUCAGCUACCUGGUAAAUUAGGCGAAAAAGAAUUGAUUAAUAUAUUGGAAAGUGUUAAUCAACAAACGCAAAAAACUACUACUGUUAAGUUCGAUAGAAGACGAGCAGCACUAGAUUCCGAUGAUGAUGAUUUUUAGCACCGUUAAAAUCAUUUUUCGUAAAUUACAAUGCUAAGCUAAUUUUUUGUUGUACAACUAAAAAGACUUGCGAUUUUUUUUUAAAUUAUUAUCUGAGAUAUAGUAUUUAAGUUUAAUUUACUCCAUUCACAUUUUAUUAUCAAUAAACUUUACAA
This is a messenger RNA of Chelonus insularis, 794 nucleotides long. It is a transcript of the gene PDCD-5, whose product is annotated as programmed cell death 5. Gene Ontology annotation, cellular component: nucleus; cytosol. The transcript is spliced from 4 exons. NCBI's taxonomy places the organism in Eukaryota, Metazoa, Arthropoda, Insecta, Hymenoptera, Braconidae. The coding region runs from base 253 to 639 and encodes 128 amino acids. The record is from RefSeq and is a predicted model, not a curated record. Gene Ontology annotation, molecular function: DNA binding.